AUGAACACUACGAACAUUAUAACCAAUAAUAAUAAAAAUAACAACAUCAACUUCUACGCAAACAACAGUUCGCGGGCCUUCACAGAAAAAGUUCGCUACAAACGCAAAACGCUACAGAUGAUGUCCCGUCCGUUAAAACGAUGGCUGCAGGAGAACAGUAAAAAUCCUUAUCCGUCCCGAGCUGUUAAACAGACACUAGCAAAACGUUCACAGAUGACGCUCACACAAGUAUCAAACUGGUUCGCCAACAUGCGACGACGCCUUAAGAAUACUGUUCCAUGUAGAGACGGAUCUUGGUCGACUCGAAUUACAAAGUACAACGACUUCGUGGAGGGCAACGCAGAACGAUUUAGCGAUUGGUCGGACGGAGACAGCUGCGACCUCGAUGACACAGAUACAGUUAGUCCUUUAAAUAUAUUAAGUUUAUGGUAUAUUUUUAUUAAUAUUUUCACUUAUAUCUGUAUCACUGCUAGUUUAACAAAUGAGAAAUUAUGUGUCGGAUCAUUCCAAGUUGACGAUACGGAGUAG
Molecule: messenger RNA, 528 nt
Organism: Octopus sinensis (East Asian common octopus)
Lineage: Eukaryota; Metazoa; Mollusca; Cephalopoda; Octopoda; Octopodidae
Product: homeobox protein Mohawk
Exons: 2
Coding region: 1-528 (175 amino acids)
Biological process (GO): regulation of transcription by RNA polymerase II; muscle organ development; cell development
Cellular component (GO): nucleus
Molecular function (GO): DNA-binding transcription factor activity, RNA polymerase II-specific; RNA polymerase II cis-regulatory region sequence-specific DNA binding
Source: RefSeq, a predicted model, not a curated record